AUGGUCACAAAGCAGCUUGGCCACUGCUGGCAGCACAAGGAACGGUGGUACAGCUUGCUGGGUUUAAUUCUUGGUGCCCGCAGCAAGAUAGGUGUUAGAAUGUCUGAACAUGGGAAGAAAACCAGAAAGCUCCUCCUUGUGCCAAAGAAAACCAAAUCAGCCAGGGCUGGUCUGCAGUUCCCCGCAGGUCGUGUCUACAGGCUCCUUAAAAGAGGGAACUACGCUCACAGGAUCGGUCCGGGCGCUGCCAUCUACCUGGCUGCGGUGCUGGAGUACCUGAGGGCGGAGAUCCUGGCGCUCGCUGCAUGGGAAAACAAGAAAGCCAGGAUCCUGCCCAGGCACAUCCAGCUGGCCGUGAGAAAUGAUGAUGAGCUGAACAAGCUCUUCUCCUGCGUAACCAUCGCUCAAGGAGGGGUGUUACCUAAUGUUCUUCCUGAACUUCUUCCUAAGAAGACCGUCUCUCUAAAACCACCCCACAAAUAUGUCCAGUCACAGGAGUUCUAG
Cariama cristata (Red-legged seriema) is the source of this 504-nucleotide messenger RNA. Its product is annotated as histone H2A, sperm-like. The transcript is spliced from 2 exons. The coding region runs from base 1 to 504 and encodes 167 amino acids. The record is from RefSeq and is a predicted model, not a curated record. NCBI's taxonomy places the organism in Eukaryota, Metazoa, Chordata, Aves, Cariamiformes, Cariamidae. Gene Ontology annotation, molecular function: protein heterodimerization activity; structural constituent of chromatin; DNA binding. Gene Ontology annotation, cellular component: nucleosome.